Messenger RNA from Colius striatus (speckled mousebird), 2014 nucleotides. It is a transcript of the gene UBE2D1, whose product is annotated as ubiquitin conjugating enzyme E2 D1. The record is from RefSeq and is a predicted model, not a curated record. Gene Ontology annotation, molecular function: ubiquitin conjugating enzyme activity. The transcript has 7 exons. Lineage: Eukaryota; Metazoa; Chordata; Aves; Coliiformes; Coliidae. Gene Ontology annotation, biological process: protein polyubiquitination; ubiquitin-dependent protein catabolic process. Gene Ontology annotation, cellular component: nucleus. Bases 145 to 588 code for a protein of 147 amino acids.
CUGCGCCGGCGCACGCGGACACAAAGGGCCCGGUGAGCGCGCGCCCCCUGCCCCUCCGCCCCCCCAGGCGCGCGCGGAUGCCGUUACGCGCCCGCUGCGCUUCCCUGGUCGCGCUCCACGCCACCGCCGCCGCCCCGCUCUCCCAUGGCGCUGAAGCGGAUACAGAAAGAACUAAGUGAUCUGCAGCGAGACCCACCGGCUCACUGUUCUGCGGGACCUGUUGGAGAUGACUUGUUUCAUUGGCAAGCGACAAUUAUGGGACCUCCUGAUAGUGCAUAUCAAGGGGGAGUAUUUUUUCUCACAGUACACUUUCCAACAGACUAUCCUUUCAAACCACCAAAGAUUGCUUUUACAACAAAAAUAUAUCACCCAAACAUAAACAGUAAUGGGAGUAUUUGUCUUGAUAUCUUGAGAUCGCAAUGGUCACCAGCUCUGACUGUAUCUAAAGUUUUAUUGUCCAUAUGCUCCUUACUAUGUGAUCCUAACCCAGAUGAUCCUUUAGUACCGGAUAUUGCACAGAUCUACAAGUCAGACAAGGAAAAAUACAACAGACAUGCAAGAGAAUGGACUCAGAAAUAUGCAAUGUAAACUUGUGGAGACUUUUUCAUAUGCCACAGAGUACUGUAAAUUCUAGUUUUUUUCAAAAUUAGAAGGAAAUGGAGCACAGUUUACCGUUUCAAUGUGUCAUGAUGCCCUUCAAUUUUUUUUCACCGGUCUAAGUGUGUUUCUGGAGCAAGGGAGAACAAACUUCCAAAAAUAACCUUAUGACUGUGAUAAAAAUAUUUAUCCUCUUUGUGUGCUUUGCAGAAGACAUUUAUUAUGGUUUUUAAGAGUUCAACAUCUGCAUCUUCAGACCGAGAUCCAUAAUACAGUUGUAAAGCAACCAAAAUAUUUUUGCUGGAAAAAGUAGCUCUUUUUUUGUGAUGAAUACUGUAUGUGUGUCCUUCAAGUAUGUUUCAUACGUGUGAUCAAAUUUCAUUUUGUUAGAUUACUUACGUAAUUUGUUUUUUUGGUUUUUUUUACUGUAUAGACUAAGUAUUUUAUUUACCAUGUAAGUCAUUUAAUUUUAGACUUGCUUGUGCGCAGUAUUGAUGAGAUACAACUGCUGGUAAUGAAAAUAAUGGGAGUACCCCACCUAUUAGGAAAUUCUCAAGACUGACUGCAGAUUUCUUAAAACCUGAAAACUUCCUUGCACUGUAAUUCUUUGUACGCUGAUUAUAGGGAAACACUUGGGUUUGAUUCUGUUGCAUACUUGACUUUAUUUUAUUGCAAUGUGAACUAAUUGCACUGCUGUGUAGAAAGAUAUGUAACCGUUUUGUUGCUAUUCACAACUGAUUUUUGACGUGUGGGCAACAUAACACUAUCACAGACCUUUUACAAAUCUAAAUGUAGCCUUUUCCAUAUAAAUAAAAUGCAUUUUCUACUACUUGUCUUGGCUACUUUUUAAAAAAUAUGCAUACCCUUAAAGUGCUUGCCUCUAACAUUAGAGAAUCCAAAUAUUAAGCAUGCGUCUUGUAGGCAAAAGGGAAAAUGAAACCAUGCAUCACUACUUGGAGCUGUGUUGCAAUUAAUUUUAAUGCUAGCAUUAGCCUAAUUUAUUUAGCAUGUGAUGCCUGUGUGUUCUAUAUGAUUUCAACUAUUUGUAUGACCUACUUCAUCUAUAUUCCUUUAUGGAGGAAUUACCACAGGACUUUGAACACCAGAUACCUCAGCUGAGGUGGUGCAUUUGCAAUAUCAGAAUGCUGCAGUAAACUUCUUACGUGCAAGCUAACUUUUCCAUUAACUGGCACUUCAGUUACUUAACACUAUGCAUGUAGUGCUCGAGUGGCCGUCUUUCCUUAGGAAAUCAAUUAAAAGCAGAAAAUCUUUUAUUUCCUACAGUGUAUUCUUUGUGGGUAUCUGGAAAUAAAAAUGUAUGACUAAUCUUUUUCUCUCUACCUUGAACAUGAAAGAAAAGUGACUUGUAGUUAUGAAGUUUGUCUCCUCAUAAAAUACACUUUUAAGAUCACAAAAA